Messenger RNA from Podarcis lilfordi (Lilford's wall lizard), 9496 nucleotides. The record is from the annotation of a GenBank genome assembly. Lineage: Eukaryota; Metazoa; Chordata; Lepidosauria; Squamata; Lacertidae.
AUGGUGGAUCCUGCUGACCUCCCAGGAAGGAACUCGGACCCCCCAACUCCAGACGCAGAACAGGGACCAGAGAGGUAUGAAGGGGUCCAUUAGCAGCUCACUGAGAUUUGGGAAACUGGAAGUGUUUGGGCCAGGCUUGGGUGUAUCUGCGGAGCUCGUCAGAGUGCAAGAGGGUGGGUCCCUUCCCUCUAAAAUGUGGCCCUGUAGGGCGUGGCAGAGGCCGCAGGGAGCCAACAGGUGGUGCUUCCAUUGUACCUGCUCAAGCUGAGGCCCAGGUGAACCAAGAGCUUUAUGAGUAAGGUGGGUUUCCAGGAAGGGACUCAGGUCAGAGGUGGCAUCACACAGGCGUUUUGGGAGCAUUGGAAGAAGAAGAAGAGUUUGGAUUUGAUAUCCCGCCUUUCACUCCCCUUCAGGAGUCUCAAAGCAGCUAACAUUCUCCUCUCCCUUCCUCCCCCACAACAAACACUCUGUGAGGUGAAUGGGGCUGAGAGACUUCAGAGAAGUGUGACUGGCCCAAGGUCCCCCAGCAGCUGCAUGUGGAGGAGCGGGGAAUCGAACCCGGUUCCCCAGAUUACGAGACUACCACUCUUAACCACUCCACCACACUGGCUCUCAGAUGGUAGCUGCACAGAAGAACCAGCAGAAAAUGACUUGGACCCGUGCUUUGUAGGCAUGGGGCAAGUGCAGGUGUGGCUGAGCCCUGAGUCAGACCUCUGGUCUCUGUAAUUCAGCAUCAUCUGCCCCAAUGGGGAGCCGCUCUGCAGGGCUGCAAGUGGGGCAUUCCCAGCCCUGCCUGGAGAUGCCAUUGGUGGAGGAGCCUGGAGUCUUCUGCAUGCAGAGAGAUGCUCCGUCCCUGAGCUGUGGCCCUUCCCCAUCAGAAGAGCCAAAGGGGCCCAGACACUCCAUCACCCUGCUCUCACAGGGGCCAACCAGGUGCCUAGGGGAGGCAGGCAUGUUCAGAUCCAGGGCUCCAUGGCAGACGUAACCAGGAAUCUGGGAGAGACCCCGUGCUGGGCAGGUGGGGACGUCUUGCGGCUUGUGAGUGUGAAGCUGGUGCUGCUCCAGCGAGCGCUAAGGCUGUGCCAUGAGCUGCCUGCUGUGGCAUCUGGUGAGGGCACUCCCAGCCUGCUCCGAGAAUGCCUUCAAUGAAGUGGAAGCUGCCCUUUACAUCAGAUUAAAGCCCUGCCAGCUUGCCCUUGGCGUCCUUCCAUGCCAAACAGCCGAGGGGGAAGGAAGGGGCUCCUGGCCGCCUGGUCGGUUUCCAGCCUCAAAGCCAAAGCAGAGCCUUUUCCCCAAAGGGGACAAAGCCACCCUCUGGGCCCACAUCCCCAGCUGAGGCGCUGGGAGCUCUCUGGAAAAAAAGGUGCUUUUUAGUCAAGAGAGAAGUCGAGUAAGAGGCAACACGUCAGAAGGGUAUAGAAUUAGUCCUGGUCUGGAGAAAGCGGAGAGAGGAAAACUGCCCUCCCUCUUUCAUAACACCUGGGUGGUCGUCCAAGAAAAAUGGGUGCUGGAGAUACAGGAGAGAGGGGAAAAAGAGCUUCUUUAAGCAGGGCAGAGUUUAACCGCGGAACUCGCUGCCACAGUGAUGGCCACCAACUUGGAUAGUUUCUUAUGUUCUUCUGCAACUCGUCCUCCUUGUUAGCCUGCCUUUCCCAUCCACUGCAAAGGCUUUUUCCGGCUGGCCUCUGUGCCAAGUCCACCUCGAAACCCCUUUGCCGGCUGUUAAAUGUUUUCCUUUAAUCUUCCCUUACGAGCAGAGCUUACAGGUUGACCCUGAUUGCUCCAACAUUCAAGCAGCCAUUUCAUGGAAAGCCACUGAGCCGAUUGAGCCAGGUGUCACGUGGUGGGAGGGGCGUCCUAAAGUGUCCCCAGGAAGUCAGAGAGCAAAGCCUGUUCAUGUUUCCACUGUCUUGAGCAGGAGGCCGGCUGUGCUCCAGUCCCUGCUCCUCUUUCCCUCUUGAACUGACCAGAAGGGAUAGAACCUGCGGCCCUCCAGAUGUCUUGGACCACAAUCCCCAUCAUCCCUGACCACUGGUCCUGUUAGCUAGGGAUCAUGGGAGUUGUAGGCCAAAACAUCUGGAGGGCCAAAGGUUGGGGGUGCCUGGGAUAGAACUUCCAAAGAGCCAGUCUGCAGGAUCCGGCCAAUGGCCCAACUAGGCCAGCCUCCUGUUCUCCCAGUGGCCAUGCAGUUGCCCCCAAGGGAAGCUUGCAAGCAGCAUCCAAGCACAAGAGCCCCUUCCGCCUGCUGGGAUUCAGCAUUGCUGGCCCCAACUGUGGAAGCCCAGCAGAGCCAUCAGGGCUGGGAGGCUAGGAGCCAUCGACUGCCGCCUCCUCCUUCAUGAAUUUGCUCAUCCUCUUUUAAAGCCAUCCAGGUUGGUGGCCAUCCCAGCCUCCUGUGGAAAGGAGUUCCACAGGUUAACUCUGCACUGUGUGAAAAAGUACUUCCUUUUCUCUGUCCUGAAUCAUCCAGCAUUGGAUCCCCACAUGCACCACGACCCAGCAAGCAGCACAGCUCCUCCCAUCCCUGCAAGAUCCACUUGCUUUCCCCAGGAUCCCCCUGAGGCUUAGGGGAGGACACAGUCCCUGAGACAGCCACAAACACUUUUAUUAAGGGAGAAGUGGCGUCGUUCUCGCUGCUCGCCUGUGUGGAGGGAGGCUUCAGGGACAUGGACUCAGCCAGUGGCCUCCUUGAGGAGGCAUGUCAAAGGUGGGGCACAUAGGGAUAGAAGCACCAUAUCUAUAUAUAUAUAAUAUUUUUGGCCAGGGGCUGCUUGGCACAGCUGGAGCACUGGGUGGCAUGUGGGGCACUGCCCAGCCUUUUCCUGCCAGCCAGAAUAUCCCAAAGCUGAGCUCAGCCCCCUGCUCAGAGGUGGGGGCUAUGUGCCUUGCCCGCUAUGUCCCAUGGAGCAUUGAGGAAGAGGUAAAGAGGAAGCCAUGGUUGGCCCAGCUGCAAGUGCCCUCUGUGGCCACUGGGCACUGGGCAGAAGGCGAGGCGGCCUCCUUGCCAUGGUGGGGUCUGACUCUGCUUCUGCUCCCAGGGCCUGGCUGAGGGGCGACUGGAAAGAGCGCAGCCCAGACAUGCGGGAGCAGCUGCUCUCCCUGUGCCACUGGCUGGACGCCCUGGAGAAGAGGCUGCCGGGCCUCCCUGAGCGGGACUCUGCCACAGAGGUAAUGGGGAUGGGGGGGCACCACUAGGCUUCUCAGCCCCACCAGAACGGGCUCCUCAGCUUGAGGCAACAGCUUCCAGGUUGCCCCGGUCAGCACCAGGUCCUGCUUUAUUGAGGCUUUCUGGUUUGCGUGAGCUGAGUUUCCCAGGAGCUGAGCUUGCUCGAUCAUAUUAUUAUUAUUAGAAUUUGUAUACCUCCCUAUACCCGGAGGUCUCAGGGCGGUUCACAGAAUAAAAAUCAAAAUAUAAAACUGCAAACUACAUAAUCAAAAUAAAAACAACAACCCAAUAACCGCCCCCGCAGCCCCCCCCCAUUUUAAAAGUGCAUAGGAUGUCCAAUCACAGCUAUGUACCUUAAAAGAUUCCUUCUCUUCUGCAUUCUUGGCAAGAUACCAACUUGCAUGGAAAGAAGGAAAUUUGGAAAACCUAAACCACCAGCACUUAAGUUUCACAUACCUAAAAAGUGCCUGCAGGAUCCGGCCAGGGGUCCCCCUAGUCCAGUCUCCUGUUCUCACAGGGACCAACCAGAUGCUGAAUCUCCUUGAUGAGCUCUCCCCCCACUGGGUGCCCCCCUGCCUUCACUUAGGUGCAUUUUGCAGCCAGCAAUGAGCUGGAUCGUGGCUGACUCACCUCGUCCUGCCCAACAUGGUGAAAGUGCCAGCCCUGGAGGGCACAGCCCUGGUGGCCCACAUCCCUGUGCAACUCAAGGUGUCUGAGGACGGCAAGUGUAGGAUUUUUUGGGCGGGGGGAGAACCUGCCCCUGUGUCACUUUGUGCCCCCAGUGUUUUACUGCCUGGUGCUCAUGUUGUUCUGGGGUUUGCGCUGUGACCUGGCCUGUGUUCCCAGUUGGCGUGUGGCACAUGAUGCCCUCUGGCAUUUGUAGGCCCUUCCUUACACAGCCUGGCUCACCUCAGCCUUGCAAAGAGGCCUCAGCAACACACAGGCAGCUUGGGGGGCCGGGAGGUGCCUCCCUCCUUCCUUUGGCCUCCCCCUUGGUAUCCCCGUGUGGGCAGCAGCGCAGCGUACAAGGGGUUAAUGGGUGUGUGUGGCGGUUCACUCCUGGCCGCACAUGCAUGUGCACCCCCCCCCGCCUAGGCAGGCCCAGGCCCUCCGUCUUGAGCCGCUGCCAGGCUGCUGAAAGGGUUUCCCCCAGCUGCCUUUUGUUCUGCUCCUGCUGGGCACAUGGGCUCCCUCCGCACCCCUGACGGCACAAACUGAAAGGCUCAUUCAUGCCGGACAAAGGGGGGCUCGGAGAGAGCCCACCGCCCGGCUCCCAGGAUCUGAGGCUGCGGCCAGAGGGGCUGGGCUGGGGGCUCCUCUCUGCCAGAGGGGAGGGGUCCGGCUGGCGUGUGUGUGUGUGUGUGUGUGUGUGUGUGUGUGAGACACCAAGCAGGGAGAGCAGGGCCACCCUCAGCUCAUCCCACAACACCCCCAGACCCCUCAGCCAGACCCCCUUGCAAGGGGAAAAGAGAAUCAUAGAACCACAUAGAGCUGAGGCUCAUCUAGUCCAACACCUGCGACGCAGGAAUAUGCAGCUGUCCCUUAUGGGGAUCGAACCAGCAACCCUGGCAUUCUCAGCACCAGGCUCUCACCAGCUGAACCAUGCAGUGCCAGGCACUCUGCAUGGACACAGAGGCAGGGCCUUUAUGAUAAUAAUAUCAUAGAAUUGUAGAGUUGGAAGGGACCCUGACGGUCACCCAGCCCCACCCCAUCCGGGACAGGUGGCCAGCCAACACCUGCUUUAAAACCUCCAAUGAAGGAGUCUGUUGUUACUACUACUCCUACUACUCUCUUACUUGUACUCCACCCAUCUGACAGGGUUGCCCCAGCCACGACUAGACUGACUCCUCUCUGCUGCUCUGUGGGCACUUUGAGCACCGUUGGGUUUUUUUGGGGGGGGGAGGCUGCUCCUGCCUUGUGGUUUUAUCUGAAGGGCUAGCAAGAGGCCCUUUCUUCCCUGGCAAGGUGGGGGGAGGUGUCCUUGGAAGAUGUUACCUUGAUCAGAAUUAGUCCUCUGAGCUGCACAGAGUUCCAGGACAUCAUCAUCAUCGUCACCAUCAUCUAUCAUUUAUACCCCUCCCACCUGGCUGGGUUCCCCCAGCACUGAGCUCCUUUGCAGUUGCUGCUGUGGCCCCUCCAGGCGGGUGUCUUUUUGCAAGGGCAUUUUGCAGCAUUUCAUGGAAGCAGCGGCUUAAACGGACCUUCCGCGCUGUGCUGCUUCUCCUCGUUGCCGCCUGGAGGGGGCGCUCUUGCCCUGCCGCGCAGCAGAAGCCAAACCAUCCCAGGACACAGAGCUUGCCCUCCUGAGCACAAAUCAUCCCAGAUGCGCCACAAAGGGGCGCCGGGUCAGCCGGGGGGGGGGGGUUUGAGCUGGGGGGGCCUCUGGGUCACUUUUUAAAAGGUCUGGCGGCGUCUUGAAUGAGGCUCCUGUUUGGGGCAUUUUACUGGCGUAUCUUUCAAUAUAUUGAUUGCAGUGGGAGGGGGGAUUCCAGACCAAGCAUGUGGAGAGGGGCAGUGUGCAGAGAGACAGAACCAGGCCCCUCAGCCCGGUCGUUGCUUUGCAGGGGGACCCGUUGCCUUGAAAGUGCGCGCUCGUUCUCUACCCUCUGGGCAUGAGGGGACUUGUGCCAUGGGCGCCUGAGAGGCUGUGCAGAGAGACCCCCAAGACCCAACGAUGCUCCUUUGGAGCAGCAUCCCUGCUCCUCAGCUUCGCCUGGCUCUGGGCACCACACACAACCCCUUCCGUGGGUGGCCAAGGGGCAUCGUGCCCGCCGGUGGGCCUCCCUGCUGCAAUGGCCCUGGCAGACUCUGGUGGAGGUGGGCAGCAGCAGCAGCAGCCAUGGCGCAGCCCUUGGAGAAGCUGGCGGAGUGGGCAGCGGUCCUGCCACCUCAAUUUGCCCCACAGAAGUAGUGGCGCUCAAGAGCCUUGUGGGGAAUGAGAAGGGCAGUGACAGCCAGCUGCCCCUGUGCCACAGAGGACACGGAAAGCUGGCCUAGGGCAGGUGCCAGCUGUGGGCACCAUGAGAGCGCUAGGAGCCUGGCAGGUGCCCACCCAUGCAUGACAGGUGAUGAUGCCAGCCCCGGUUGCACCCGCCCUCCCUCCCUGUGGCUCUGGGGGCAACCAGGAAGGGGAAAGUGGAGCUUCCCUCCACCCCAAAGUGGGUUCCAGGCUGGGGGGGGAGGGCAUUGGCAUCCAGGGCAGAAGCCGAGCUUUGUGCCACCUGCACUGCGGGGGAGGUCAGAGCCACACACCCCCCAGCUCGGAAGCAACCUCUCCCUUUCCUCCUGCUCUCCAGAGGGUUCGCCCCCCCCCCGAGUUUCUCUUUCACUUGUGGGCUCCAGAGUCAGCCCAGUGAUGGCCUCAGAGGUGAAGGGGGUUCCUUCUUUCUCUUCCCCCAACUUUGCCCGACUUGCCCUUGAGUUAAGCAUCAAGCCUCAGGCCCACAACCCUGGAGGGGUCCCAGGCUGGCCCCCCGGAGGACCAGCUGUCCAGACCCUUGAGCAUCCCCCCCCCGGCUCUUGGGGCUGCGGUUGCAGCAGUGGCUGGACCCGAGUGAGGGGGGGAGGGGGUCCUGCUGGUGGGGGGCUGUUCCUCUGGGAAAAGCUCCUCUCCUCCUCCUCGGUGGCAAAGGCGCCUGCCCCCUCCCCCACCAGCUCCCGGGAUAGUUGGGAGCCCUGUUGCGUUUCCCCAGUAACGGCGAUUGUCUUGCAGCGAGCAAAGAGUUAAUGCGAGAGGGCUUAUUGUAUUAGCCUGAGUGUGCUGAGGGGGUCAGCGGGGCAGAGGGUGGGGGGCAGCGAGGGAGGGUCUCUGCGCAGCCAGGCAGCCAGAGGGGCUCGCCUCCAUUUCCCCGGGGCAGUCUGCCUCUGCUGGUGGGGCUCUUCUGGGCCCAGAUCCACGGGGCUUCCUGGGAGGUGCCUUCUUCUCCCUCCUCGUGUGCCAGUUCUCCUUGGGAGGGCUCCCCCCAUCCACCCCGCAAUCCCUCCAUCCAUCCUUCUUCUCCGGCCUGGACUGACAGCUACCAGGAGAGCCCUGGGAGAGGGGGCAAAGGGGGCUCCACGCUGCCGCCGGGCGCCCGCCACCAAGCUGGCCUCCAGCAGCUGCUCCAGAGAAGGCCUCCUCCCUGCACGACACGCCGGACCCUGGGCCAGACACCCCGGCAGCCCCGGCUCUCCUCUCCCGAUGGAACUUCAGCCCAAGUCCCCCCACCGCCGGGGGCUUCCGACGGCUCCUCUCCGUCCGUCCCGGGGGCAGCGGCCGAGGAGCCCCUGAAGGCAGAAGCGGAGGCAGCCGCCGUGCCCUUGGCCCGCCACCGACCGCGUGGCAGACCUGCCGCCAGCCUUGUGGGGAGCUUCCGUGCCACGCCAUGAAGGUAACCACGCCAGCCCUGCGGGGCAGCCUGAGGGCCUGUCACUCAUCCCUUCUUGCCCCUCCCCACGACAAAAGUUGGGGCCCAGACCAGAAAGAGGCUAAAUGGAAGCAGGGUUUUUGAGGUGGAGGGCAGAGGACAUGAGGAGCCAGUGGCACCUGGCGGGUGGGCUCAGCAGAAGAGCAGGCUUGGGGGUGCAGAGCUGUGGGCUUCCCCUGCUGCCCCCUGUCCCUCCCAGCACCCACAACUCUGCUCCCCUUUACUCCAGUGGAGCAAGCAGGUAGAGGGGGUCCCGUCAGUGGCAUGGCCGGGGGGGGGGGGGCUGCUCUGCCAUCGUUCUGAGACUCCUCAAGUGGCAGGUGGCUGGGUUGUGUGUGUGCGACUGGUGGCCCCAGGUGGCGCCUCUGCCAAGGACGCUGUCUCCUCCUGGCCCAGCAUGGCCUUGUCAGGCGGGGGGGGUGAUGGGUGGGCUGUGGGCAGCCACCUGUCUGGGGCCGCUUGAUGGAUGGCUGCGCGGACGCCCUGCUUGUCCCUGGACCGCCCCCCUCCAGAGGCUUUUGUCAGGGGGGCUCUGCGGACAGAUGGCUUCUCCUUCCGCUGGGCUCCAGCUUGCCCAGGUUUAAGCGCAGGGACCCGGCAAGGAGGCAUCCGUUAGCAGCAGCUGCUGGUCCGUCUGUCUCACUGGCUUCCCCCUCAUUUGCAUUGGGACGCUGGGAUGGAGCCCUGGCUCUGGGGAGGUCUGUGCCACAGAGGAGAUGCUGAGUGGCCCCCCAAGGGCUCGGCUGCCCGGAGCAGCUCCUCCAUCGCCAGCUUCCUUCCCUGCCCCCCAGGCCAUAUUAGGGACUGAGUUUCAGCCCCAGUCACCCUUGGGUGCUUUGGGCAAACAGCCUUUGGGCUCUGCCUCCCGGCCUGUGGCUUUUAUUCUCUUUGGCACCCCAGAGGCCAAGCCUCCCCUGAGCCAGAAGGGCAGGGGUGCAGGCAGGAUGGGUGCAGCCCCCCUGGGUGGGAGCUUGCUUCCGUGAGACCCUCACCAGGGUGCAGGAGGGCUCCCUGCCAGCAAGGACCACGUUCCUGUUCCCCAGCAAGCCCAGGAGUGGCUGACACCUUCUGGGCUCCUCCUAAACGCUGGGCUUAAUUUCUGGCUGGGCUCAUCCAAAUACAUAAGCGCUUAAUCCCCUCAAGUGUUUCCUGGUUCUCAGAGAUUAGGGAGGCGAUUUCUGUUUGUGGUAUUGCAGCAUUUGCACGUUUGACGCCCUGGGCUCCUUUGGAGGAAAGUCCGGGUGUAAAUGUAGUGGAAUCACAGAACUGAAGAGUUGGGGGACCCAAAGGGUCCUCUAGUCCAACCCCGACAAUGUUUUUCCAAAAUCCUCUGGUGGGAUUUGAUCCUACGGGAGAGGUCUGGCUAUGGUCCCCACUUCUGUUCGGUUUCAGAGGUUCGGUUUCAGAGGCUUGGAUUUCUGGCCUGGGUCUUGAGGGGGUCCGAAAAUAGACUUGAAAUGAUGCUUGCCUACUUUUGCCCAUAGCAACAACUUUCCCCCCUAGCAACAGAGUUUCCUUAGCAACGGACUACUUUAUUAGACAGGCUGUGAAAGAGAUAAUGUGUCCGGCCAUUACUCUGCCCAGAUGGCUGGAGAGCAGAGAGGAGGAAUGAACCUCAUAGUUUUUCUUUAAUUUCCUUAGACCUGUAGUUGCAUAAGUUGUAAUGUUAAUUCUUCAAUAAAUACUUGAAGGAGAACUGGAAUGGGUGAGGGGCUUAUUCCCACAUGGGAACUCACCAACAGAUUGAGCAGAAAGAAGAUUCUGGAAGACUUUCUGGGUGGCUCUGUGGACUGAAAAAGGAACCCCCAAUGAUGGGCAUGGUGCCUGCUCUGGGUGCCCUCCUGGGCCUCCCACUUGCUCGCGGGCAGGCAAGGUGGCUUCUCCUGCUCCUCCUCCUCCUCCUCUGUUUCAGGCAAGGCUCUGA